Messenger RNA from Abrus precatorius (Indian licorice), 3313 nucleotides. RefSeq names its product O-acyltransferase WSD1-like. The record is from RefSeq and is a predicted model, not a curated record. Gene Ontology annotation, biological process: triglyceride biosynthetic process. NCBI's taxonomy places the organism in Eukaryota, Viridiplantae, Streptophyta, Magnoliopsida, Fabales, Fabaceae. Gene Ontology annotation, cellular component: plasma membrane. The coding region runs from base 1 to 1413 and encodes 470 amino acids. The transcript is spliced from 6 exons. Gene Ontology annotation, molecular function: diacylglycerol O-acyltransferase activity; long-chain-alcohol O-fatty-acyltransferase activity.
AUGGAACACCAAAUGGAGGAGCAAACAGUACCAGUUAGUCCUGUGGGACAAUACUUCAACAGCUCUGUGCUAUGCAUCUACGUUAUUGGAGUUAUAGAAUUUGAAGUUCCAAUAGAUGACUCGCAAGCCUUCACUCUUCUUAAAAAUGUUUUCCUUCCCAUUAAUCCACGCUUCUCCUCCAUCAUGGUCCAAAAUAAAAAAGGAGAGAAACGAUGGAAGCAAGUUGAUGUAAAUUUGAAAGACCAUGUGGACAUGCCUGUAUUCCCCGAAGGCAAAACAGUGGAAUUGUAUGACAAAUAUUUUCAUGAUUACUUGUCAAGCAUAGCAAUGGAGCAAUUGCCACAAUGUAGACCUUUAUGGAAAAUUCACAUAGUCAAUUACCCUACAAGGGAUGCAUGUAGCAGUGUAAUAUUUAAGCUUCAUCAUGCACUUGGAGAUGGUUAUUCUCUAAUGGGUGCACUUCUUUCAUGUCUCCAAAGAGCUGAUGACCCUUCUCUUCCCUUAUCAUUUCCUUCUCUCAAACAAUCGAAAGAAGAAUCUUCCACCAAAAGCUUUGGCAGAAAAUUUUCUUGGAUGUUGUCCUCAGCCUUCAACACUGUGUCGGAUUUUGGAUGGAGCGUAUUAAAGAGUAGCAUCAUUAGUGAUGACAUAACACCAAUAAGAUCAGGAGAUGAAGGAGCUGAUUUUCAUCCAAUUUCCAUAUCAAGCAUGACAUUCUCCAUUGACCAAAUCAAAGACAUCAAAUCCAGGCUUGGAGUGACUAUAAACGAUGUGGUCACUGGAAUUGUAUUCUAUGGGACUCGGUUAUAUAUGCAAGAUAUGGACUCCAAAUCAAAUACUGCACACUCCACUGCAUUGGUAUUACUGAAUACAAGAAACAUUAAAGGUUACCAAUCAAUCAAUGAUAUGCUCAACACUAAAGCUAAAGGUCCUUGGGGUAACAAAAUAACGUUCUUGCAUGUACCAAUACCAAAAUUAAGUGAAAGCAAAAUUUCAAGUCCUCUACAAUUUAUUUGGGAUUCACAUAACAUAAUCAAGAGGAAGAAACAAUCUCUAGCUGUUGCCCUCACCGGAACACUUUUGGACGUAGAAGGCAAAUUCAGGGGACAAGAGGCAGUAGCUAAACACAUUCGUAGCACAUUGACAAAAUCUAGUGCAGUGAUUUCAAACUUGGUGGGACCAGUACAACAAAUGUCUUUGGCUAACCAUCCUGUGAAAGGAUUGUACUUCACAUUGGCUGGUGGACCCGAGAGUCUUGUGAUUUCAAUUAUGAGCUAUAUGGGAGUGAUGAGAGUUACCUUCAAAACGGAAAAAGACUUCAUAGACGAACGGAAGUUGAAAUCAUGCAUGCACAGUGCAUUUGAGGUAAUACUCCAAGCAGCUAUGAAAAUUCCUCAAGAAACCAAACAUUAGCGUGUACUCACCAAAAAUGAAGUGAAAUUUCUUCAAAUGGUUUGGUUAAUCGGGGCUUUCCGGUGACAAGGAUGUCACACACUACUUGCAUUGUUGGUCUAAACUUUGGUUGAGAAUGAAGACAAGCAAAGGCUAGUGUUGCUAUGAGAACUAAACUCUGAGCAGAUUGUUGAUUGAUGGUGGAUAUUAGUCUUGGAUCUAAUAUAUCUUUAAGGAGAAUUUCUUGAGUAGAUUCAGAUGUUAAUGAGGAAACAAGUUCUCCAGGAUGCUUUCCCAUGACAAUUUCAAGAGCAACCACUCCAAAGCUGAAGACAUCACAUUUCUCAGUCACACAAUCACAAUAGGCAAGUUCUGCAUCAAAAAGCAAAACCAACCUAGUAAGAAAAAACACACCCUUUUGAGAAUAAGGGAAACUGAAGCAGCCAUCAUAUAACAAAACCUCACCUGGUGCAAUGUAUCCAUAAGUGCCAGCAAGUAGUGUUCUAUUGGAGGAGCUAGAGUUUAGGAGUCUGGCUAUGCCAAAAUCAGAGAGACAAGCCUCCAUUCGUAUAUUCAAGAGAACAUUUUUGGUUGUUACAUCUCUAUGAAUAAUUGCUGGCUUGCAAUCGUAGUGAAGGUAUGACAAGCUAUGCGCUAUGCCUUUCACAAUGUUCACCCUCUUGGUCCAACCCAACUCCUUAGCUUCAAUGUCAUUGUGCAACACACAAUAUAAGCUUCCCCUUUCCAUGUAUUCUAGAACCAGAAACAUGCACCUAUUGUGCAAGCAGAAUCCAUAAAGCUUCAAAAUAUUUCUAUGCCUUAUCUUUGUCAACAUUCUCACUUCAUUCUUGAAAAUCUUCUGGAUUGCUGACUGGUUGGCUUCUAAAAUGUGGAGUUUCUUCAAGGCCACUACUCUACCUCUAGGUAGUUGUGCUUUGUAGACACUACCACAACCACCAGCCCCUAUGCAAUAUUUGAUGUCAAAACCUUCUGUUGCUUUAAUGAUAUCUUUAUAUGCAAUUUUACCAUCAUAGUUCCAUAUUGAAAACAUGUCACCAUUCUUUGUUUCUUCGGCUUCAGACUUGCAAUUGCAACUACCAACCUUACACCAGCAGAGGAGCACAUACACAAAACAAAUAAGAGCAAGAAAAGCUGUGAGCGGAAGGAAAAUCUUCAUGUGGGUCCAGAAUAUAUUAUUUGUUCUGCUAGGAGAAUAACAACUGCGGAAGGGGGUGUUGUUGCCACAUAAAUACUCAUUGCCACUGAAUGCAUCUGGUGGAAAAGAAUCUUGGAGAUCAUCUGGGAUCUCAUCCUCUAGAGAAUUAUGGGACAAGUUUAUCUUCCUCAAUAAUGCUAGGGAAUUGGGAAUGCUUCCACUGAGUUCAUUAUAACUGAGAUCCAAGGUCCUUAUGUAUUUCACAUUCCCAAGCUGAUGGGGUAUCUCUCCUAUGAUUGAAUUAUGACUCAAAUCAAUUAAAGCUAGUGUAGCAAGAUCUCCAACAUGAGAGGGAAUGGUGCCAGUUAUAUUGUUAUGGCUCAAAGCCAACACCUGAAGGUUAGAGCAAUUUGCAAGACUGGCUGGAAUUUCUCCACUCAACAUGUUUCCUGACAGGUCUAGGACUAAGAGUUUGGACAGUUUUCCAAUGCCUUGAGGUAUUGAACCAAAAAUUUUGUUAUCUGAAAUAUUCAGAUACUUCAGUUGGCUCAAUUGGGUAGUAUCAAUUGGUAACAUUCCAGAAAUCUCAUUGUUGGACAAGUUUAGUUCAGUCAAAUUGGUUAACUUAUCCAAAACUGAGGCUACUUCACCAGUGAGAUUGUUAGUGCUAAGAUCAAGAAUCAAAAGGUUGUUCAAUUCCCCUAUUUCUAAAGGUAUAGAACCAUUCAACUUGUUCAUACUAAGACACAAAUAUUUCAAUUUCUU